CUUAUUGUUCCUCCUCCUCGGCGCCUGUAAAUGCUUUAGAUGAUGGCUGUCUAAUGCACAUAUUCGCCCUUCUCUCUCCUAUUCCAGAGAAACUUUGUUAUAGGUUUCGUUGGAAGGUUCAAGAAUCCUUCUUCUAGAUUUAGGGAUGCAUCAAUCACCGCCCUUCAAAAUAACUCAUCCUCGAGUUAUCGACUACGGACCUUCAUAUUUCCAAUUUUGUCUCUUUCAAUUGCUCCUUUGGUAGCUACGUGUCUUCAGAUUCAAGUUUGUCUUUCCACUGCACUACUUAUUGAGUGAGUUAUCCUUUACUGAUCAUUAUAUUUCGGGUAUAAAUGGUGUUAAGAAUGCAUUCAUUCUCUUCCAUAUGUAUAUUGUCUCAGACCUUGUCCCAUUUGAUAGCAUAAGCUUCUCCAUGAUAUUUGAAUAAAUCUGUAAUGCUGAAUGCACUCAUUCUCCUCCAUAGGUAUAUUGUCUCAGACCUUGUCCCAAUUGAUAGCAUAAGCUUCUCCAUGAUAUUUGAAAAAGUCUAUAAUGCUGAAAACUGGGCUGAUCACUAUUCCUUUAGGUAACUCGAGGCGAUAGGCAUUUGCCCUAAUGUGUUUCAAGAUUGAACACGGUCCUAUCUUCUGGUGUUUGUUUUUAUGAUAUUUUCCCAUUGGGAACCUUUCUCGACGGAGGUGUACUACAACCGGAUUCCCUUGAUUAAACUCCUUUGUGACAACUUUUGUUAGCAGCAGCCUUAUAUUGUUCAUAUGCCUCAGCUAACUUACAAUGAACAUUGUCAUCGACUUCAAAUGGCCAGUCAGAUCAACGCCAUUUGCACUAAAACGCCUAAGGUUUGAUAUCGGUAUCACAUCCAAAAUGUGCAAUGGCGUUCACCCAUUUGCAAUUUCAAAUGGUGUUUUGUCCGUUGAACGAUAAUUUGAAGUGCUGUAGGCGAACUCAACUUGUGCAAGCACAAAAUCCCAUGACCCUGGUCGAUCUCCUGCAAGACUUCGAAGGAGAUUUCCUAAGGUUCUAUUGAUGACCUCUAUUGCCCAUAAGUUUGUGGGUGAUAGGCGCUACUGAAUUGUAAUUGAGUGCCUAUGAGUUGCCAUAAUGUUCUCCAAAAGUGGCUAACAAACCGUGUGUCCCUAUGAAGACUCAUGACUUCCCGAAAGAAUAAGAAAGGAAGUCCGAGUAGCAUCUGUUACAUUUUUACAGGGUAUGAAGUGGGCCAUCUUAGAAAAACGAUCAACAACUAAUAUAGAAUCCAGGUUUUGCCUUGUUCUUGAAAGUCCCAUACCACAAAGUCUAGAUUAACAUUCACCCAAGGUUUUGUAGGGAUGGGUAGUGGGGUGUAUAAACCAAAAUUUUGUGUGCAUCCUUUUGCACACUAACAGAUCCCACAUCUUUCAACAAAUCUUCCAAAAUUGAACUCUCUCUUGCCCUCAUCCUCCUCUCUCUCGCCCUCCUCUCCCUCCUCACAGAUGUUGGAACGACAUCUACAAUCUCUACCCCAGAACCUCCUCACCCUCUCCGCCUCUCCUUCCUUUUUCUAGAUCCUUGCCCUCUACCUCGCAUCCUUCCUCCCAUCCCUCUUCUCAGCCCUCCUAUUCUCAGGUGGCUGCCUUCCCCAAGCCUGUCUCUGAUCCCAGCACCCCCCCUCAGCCUCUUCAACGGCAGCGGCAACUUUCACUUGCAGCAACCACUAGGUCUCCUUUUCUCCCUUUCUGCAUCUCCAUCCCUCCAGUUGAGACUUCGAAGUCUAAGCCCAAGCUCCUCGUGGCCCUUGUUGGUUCGUUCCAGCCUGGGCGACACAACAUUAGAGGGAUUGAAAGAGCAGCUAAAAAACACUGGGGGGAUUCAAAUAUCGCCUGUAAUCUCCUUGCUAAAGGCGAUAUUCUGUUCUCCUUCCCUUCCUCGAAUCUUGCCCAGCUUGCUCUAAAGAAUUCCAAUUCUUUCUCUUUCCAUGGAGCCCGCUGUCUCCUAAGGGCCUGGUCACCUUCAGAGGGGUCUGUUUGUAAACAAAGGGUGUGGAUCACCUUCAGCCGCAUUCCCUUUUAGUGUGGUCCCCUGUCACAUUCUGGGGACCUGCGAGUGCCUGUGGUUCCCUCAUUUCGAUCCACUGAAUUUCAAUUGAAACCCUUCUACUAGGUUCAAUUCAAGUUCUGGUGGAAGUUUCAGACCCCUGUCUUAUCCCCAAAACUCUGUGGAUUGAGAUUGACGACCUUUACUUUCCUAUCCCGACUUCUUGGUCUUGGGCCUCUCCUCCCUCUCCCCACUUCCUUCACCAAGUUGCUCCCGUAACAGUACAGGAUAAGCAGUCUGCUUGCUGGACUUUGGUUUCCAAGAAGGAGCGGCUGAGAAGAAGAUGACGAAAGCCUCCUGAUCCGUCUGCCACCAGGAUCCGCCAUUGAGACCUCUUGCCCUUCCCGUCUUCAACCCAGCCGUUUCAGUCGCCACCUCAUUCUGACCCGCCAUGUCGCAACCAGGCUCCCACUGGCCCGUCCACACUCGCCUCACUUACUCUUUCCCACCGACCCGAUAAGGAGGCCCGCAACGAUCUCCUCCCUCUUUCUCUCCCUCCUGGCCCGUUUUCCGACUUGGGCCCUUCUUCCUUCUCGCGUCCCUUCAACUCCCGUCCACCUGUCAGCUCCCUACCGCUCCCCAAGCCACGUGUCGUGCGCGGCCUUUACCUAUCUCCCGACACUGCCUGACCUUACCUGCACGGAGUCGACUUCUCUUGCCCACUUGUCCACCAUGCUCCUCUUUCUCAUCCUCGAUCGCCCCCCGGCCACCUUUUUCCACCUUCGCUCCCCUCGAUCGUAGCUCCUUGCCACUCGUCACCCUCUUGUGCCCCUGCAGACCAUCAGUCACCAAAGCCGUCUUCGCCACCCUUUUUCUCUGGCGAAAUGUCUCCUCCCUCCUUCCCUCCCCUCGUUCCUUUGCCAUCCCCGCCUCAUUCUCUUGGCUUGUCCAACAAGAUACCUGAGGAUCUUUGCCCCCCAUCCUUUUUCAGGAGUCAAGGAAUAAGGGCUCAUCGCCGACGCUGCCUUCCUCACCUCCUUCUUCCUUGGUCUUGCCCCAUCUUCGCCCUCUUCUCUCCAUCACCUACCACCCCCUCUGCCUCUUUGACAUCCUCGCACCGUCCCUUUUUCCUUUGCUGCCUUCUGGCAACCCUUUCCCUCUCUCUAUGGACAGUAACCGUCUCCCCCAAGGCAUCGUGACCACCCAGUCUUGGGACCUUUCUCCCCCGGACCCUAACUACAUUUCCUCCAUGUUGACUCCUUACCUUUCCUACACUCCUCACCUGGUCUGCUUCACCAAGGUUAACUCCCUCCAUUUCACUUGGCCAUCUUCCCACCCCUCUCUCCUCACUACCCUCUCCUCUGUUCAGAUGUUUACCCAUCUCCCUUCUUUCAUUUCGCCUCCCCCCCUCGUUCAGCUCUCAGAGUACCCUUUAGCUUACAAUUGGCCCUAUGUAUCCCCUUCCAUUUACUAGGAGUCCUCCCCUCCGUUGUAUCCGCCUUUUGUUACCUAGCCACCUUCACUCUCCAACCCCCUUUCCAGUCGGGAACCCCUCUUCUCCACUCUUACCCUUGCGCCUGAGCCUCUCCCUGCGCGCCCCUCUCCCCCCGUGUCUGUGCCUUCACCUGAGCCCCUCCAUUCUUUACCCCCUAACCUCUACCCCCUUUCAGUCCUAACAGGCAGUCGGCUCCUAUUGCUGACCUCCCUGAUAAUCUUAGUCAGCCAUCUAACCCUCCCACACCCCCUUGCAUUGGGGAGGGGGAAGCAGAAGAUGCAAGGGACACUAACAUCGAUGAAAAAAUGAAGGAAAUGUAUAGGAUCAUGGGAUUCCACCACGACGGACCGGCCCCACAAGUUUCUUACUGCCGAUGGACAAAGCAGGGUCAAGGUGAGAUCCAAAGGACAGAGAGAACUCAUCAGCCUUUUCUCUUUACCCUCUUUUCAGGACAAGCCUCUCCAGGAUCCCCCUCUCGCUAUUUUAACUUCUUGCCCCAGGAGGUCUUCCAAGUUGGCCUCCUCCCCCCCUCUCCCUCUAUAUCAUGAAGCUCAUCACUUGGAAUAUUAGGGGAUUUGGUCAACAGUCCAAAAAGAAUGCCGUCAAAGAUCUUUCUCUCAAACAUUCUCCCACCAUCUUAGCCCUUGUCGAAACCAAACUACCAGAGCCCACUGUGCAGCUCAUUCGCCAAAUUUGGGGCAAGAAGCCUACCCAGUGGGUUGCUCUACUGGCGAAUGGAGCUUCGGGAGGCAUCUGGGUUUUAUGGAAUCCGUUGGAACACACCCUUAUCUCCUCUUUUUUGGGGGAAUUCUUUGUGACCAUCCUCCUUUCUAGCAUCCCUGACGGGUUCCCUUGGAAAUUCACUGCUGUCUAUGGGCCCAACUCUUCCUCGCUCAGACACAAUUUCUGGUCUGAACUACAUCAUGUUGCAGCUCUCCCACACCCUUCGUGGGUUUUGGGAGGAGACUUUAACGUGACAAGAUGGUCCUAUGAGCAUAACGUUUCUUACUCCAUAAACCAGGACAUGAGGGACUUUGCUGAUUUCAUUGCUAGAAAUAAACUCAUUGAUACCGCUCUCCGAGGCAGUUGCUUUACUUGUUCUAACCACUCCCCAAAUCCCUCCCUUUCAAAAUUGGACCGUGUCCUCUUCUCUACUAACUGGGAGGAAUCUUUCCUGGGUUCCCUUGCCUUGGCCUUACCCAAACCUACCUCUGACCACUGCCCUAUCUUGUUGGAUACCAAUGCUGUUCACAGAGGACCUAAACCUUUCAGGUUCGAACUAGCCUGGCUAGAAGAGGCUUCCCUUCUUUCUCUGCUACCCACUUGUUGGGCUUCCUUUUCACCUCCGGUUAGGGCUAGAGCAGGCUACAGACUUCAGACUAAACAUCAGCUUCUCAAAGCCUCCCUCAAAACUUGGAGUAAGUCAUUGCCUGGCAAUUUUUCCCAUACUAAAUCUCUUCGCCUUGACCCCAUUCAACGCCUUGACCAUCUAGAAGAAACCAGAGCUUUGGAUACUUAGGAACUUAACGUCAAAAUCCAAACCAAACUUGAUUACCUAUCCACCCUGAAAAAAGAAGAAAUCUACUGGUUCCAGAGAUCGAGGAUCAAGUGGUUAAAAGUGGGAGACCUUAACACCAGUUUCUUCCACCGAAUAGCCAACUGUCGCAAAAGGGACAACUCCAUCUCGAUGCUCAGAGUUAACAACAGGUUUUGGUCCAACCAGUAGAUAUUGCGUAGGCCAUUAUUGGGUUCUUCCAAAACCUUUACACUGCCCCUGCUGGCCCAAGGCCAAGAAUGGCUGACCUAGAUUUCUUGCUCGUCCUUGAAGAUUUAGCAGCCUCGUUAGAGCUACCCUUCUCCGAGAUUGAAAUCCUUCAUGCCAUCAAAGCCCUUGGCCCAGACGGUUUCCUGAUCGCACCCUUCAAAACCUUCUGGAACACUUUCCAUUCUGACUUCUUUGUUUUUUUCGAGGAGUUCUUCCAAAGGGGUAUUAUCCAUAAAGCCAUUAAUGCCAC
This is a messenger RNA of Amborella trichopoda, 5520 nucleotides long. NCBI's taxonomy places the organism in Eukaryota, Viridiplantae, Streptophyta, Magnoliopsida, Amborellales, Amborellaceae. The record is from RefSeq and is a predicted model, not a curated record.